GGAUAAGAGGUAUUUAAAUCUGUUUUAUUUUCCAUUCUGCUAGACCUUAGUAGUAAAUCAGCAACCAUGUCCAAAAUCGCUCUUAUCACCGGCAGCACCCGCACCCCCCGUGUGGGAACCGACGUUGCAGAUUGGGUUUUCGAGGUGAUCAAGUCACGCCCGGAAGACAAGCUACAGGUCGAACCUCUGUCCAUCGCCGACUUCAACCUGCCAAUCUAUGACGAGCCCGUCAUGCCCGCCAUGGUCCCGGCCAUGCAGCAGUUCACCAAGGAGCACUCCAAGAAAUGGAGCGAGACCAUCAUCUCUUUCCAGGGCUACGUCUUCGUCAUCCCCGAGUACAACGGCACCAUGUCGGGGGCCACCAAGAACGCCAUCGACUACCUAUACAACGAGUGGCCCGGGAAGCCCGUGGCCAUCAUCAGCUACGGCACGCAGGGCGGGGAGCGCGCCAACAAGCACCUCAGCGAGAGCCUGGAGCUGGUCAUGAAGAUGAAGGUCGCCCCGACCAAGGUCAAGCUCGCCUUCGCCCCGGGCAACGAUGUGAUGACCGCCAUCAAUGACGGCAAAUUGGGCGACGACACCCGGAAGGCGUGGACUGAGGCCGGAGCGAAGGAUCAGAUCCUCAAGGCUUUCGGGGAAGUCAAGGACAUUCUAGAGCAGUAGGAAUCGGGAGGAGCAGUUGCAAACCAACAUAACACCUACGUAGAAAUGCUAGGUUCGCCCUCACCAAUGAAAAUGAAGUUUAAUAUAUGAUAUGAAAACAGCUUGAUUAUUGUAGAGCAUCUAGACCCUGC
This is a messenger RNA of Dothidotthia symphoricarpi CBS 119687, 794 nucleotides long. Its product is annotated as putative NAD(P)H-dependent FMN reductase LOT6. NCBI's taxonomy places the organism in Eukaryota, Fungi, Ascomycota, Dothideomycetes, Pleosporales, Dothidotthiaceae. The transcript has 2 exons. The record is from RefSeq and is a predicted model, not a curated record. Gene Ontology annotation, cellular component: cytosol. The coding region runs from base 67 to 663 and encodes 198 amino acids. Gene Ontology annotation, molecular function: oxidoreductase activity; FMN binding.